AUGGCAUUUGCCCAACCCGGUACACACUCGCACGGAUUGUGCGGGAAGAGCUUGGACACAGCACGACUGAAGCAACGGUUAGGAUCAUUGUUAUUUGAUAUCCAGUCAGGCUCAGACCAAUUUGAAAGUUUGUGGGACCGGUGGUAUGCGCCGGAAGAUGCGCAGGACAGCUUACCGUUUGGUGUCCUCGACAAGCCGCAAACGGCAGCACCACCUGUAACACCGCCUACGAAUAUAUGUGACUAUAUUGAUUCAAACUUUAGCCAGUCUGUGCAGAUGAAGAUGAACCCACCACAAGCUAGCCAGGACGUUGAAAUCGAUGCAAUACUUGAAGAGUCUGCCCAAAAGUUUGAUGCCAUGGCAGUUGGGAGCCGCAACAUUCCAGCACGUUUCUAA
Molecule: messenger RNA, 396 nt
Organism: Malassezia vespertilionis
Lineage: Eukaryota; Fungi; Basidiomycota; Malasseziomycetes; Malasseziales; Malasseziaceae
Exons: 1
Coding region: 1-396 (131 amino acids)
Source: RefSeq, a predicted model, not a curated record